This is a messenger RNA of Atta colombica, 1237 nucleotides long. RefSeq lists its product as uncharacterized. NCBI's taxonomy places the organism in Eukaryota, Metazoa, Arthropoda, Insecta, Hymenoptera, Formicidae. The transcript has 3 exons. The record is from RefSeq and is a predicted model, not a curated record. The coding region runs from base 88 to 534 and encodes 148 amino acids.
AAGAGAGAGAGAGAGAGACAGAAAGAAAAUAUAUAGAAAUAUCAAAUUUGAGAAAAAGAAAAAACAAUUACAUCUAUAAGUGAAACUAUGUCGCAAGAUUCAGUCCGAAAAAUUACAAAAUCUAAUGUGGAUAAGGCUAGAAAACUUGUAAUGAAACAUAUUACGGAGAGAAAAAGACGAGAUAUGAAAGAAGUCACAAAUAACCGUAAAGUUAUUUGUAAGAAAUUUCAAGGUGAUAAGAAAAGGGCAGCAUUUGUAGGAUUUUCAAAAAAUUUAGCAUUGUUAGAGAUGCAAUCUUAUAUCGCCCGUCAAGAUUGGAAGCAUGCAUUAAAUUUAUUUCCUAGACUUCUUGAAUGUCCUGUUGAAUUGGAACCUUUAAUAUGGAGAUACGCAUUUAUAAUUUUAUUGCAUACGAAUGAUCCAUUACAUCUCCAUCAAUUUUUCAGUCAAUGUAUUGGUAGUCACAGUUCAAAUAACAGCACUUUAUUAGAAAAGUUAUUGUUAUUACCUCUAGAAGAUGAUAAUUCAAGGUAGUCUAUUACAUUAUAUUGGCAUAUUCGUGUUAAGUCAAUAUACAGUAUUUGUCAGAUACAAAUCUUUGUACAAUUGUAUUACACCUGAUUAUACUAUAUGCUGUACUAUAAACUCUUCAUAUGUUCUUUGAUAGUGCUUCGAGUAAUUAUUUUUAUACAUAAUUAUAACUAUAUAUAAACAUUGAAUAAAAAAGCAAUUGAUGAAAUUAUAUUUCAAGUAUUGUACAGUCAUAUAUCUUUGUGAUAAUCUUACACACUUUUCAUUCAUUGUCAUUAAUAUCUGUUUGUAAUUCACUGAUGUAACUAUGAUUUUAAGAUAAGAACGCCUUGUGAUACUUAUAUAAUUCUAUUAAUAGAGAUACAUUAUUUACAAAUAAUCUUUUGAUUAUAUUUGUUCACUCGAUAGUACUGAUACUUAAAAAAUCUUGUUGAAACAAAUAUUUUAAUUUUUACAAUUUUUAAAAGGAAUUUACUGGAAAUAAUAUAUUUCUGUGUGUCUAUGUGUGUGUGUGUGUGCGCGUGCAUAUAUGAUAUUACUGAGACGAUUGUUAAUAUUUUUGUAUAUACAAAUCUGUAUAUUAGCUAAACCAAACCGAGUCGUAAAAAAAAACGUUUAAAAUGAUGUAAUCUUCUUAAUGUUAUAAUGAUAACAUCUGUUACAUUAAAUGAAAUAUCGAUCACUAAAUUAAUCUCAAUUAGAAAAA